Anisakis simplex (herring worm) is the source of this 411-nucleotide messenger RNA. The record is from the annotation of a GenBank genome assembly. Lineage: Eukaryota; Metazoa; Nematoda; Chromadorea; Rhabditida; Anisakidae.
CAGCAACAGCAACGUGAGUACUGCGAUAUUCCACCGGAUCUGUGGUGCGACAGCUAUGAAGCUGCGCUGAAGUGCGAUGUUGUGCUGCAAUGUGACGCGUUUAGACGACACGCGCAGAACAACAAACUGAAGUUGACGCUGAUUUAUGAGGCACUAUGUCCGUAUUGUCAGCGUUUCAUCGUGAACCAUUUGGGCGCGUUGUAUCACCAGUUCAGACCGUUCAUCGAACUCGAGCUGGUGCCGUGGGGAAAUUCACGCAUUCUGAGGGAUGGCAGUAUCAAGUGCAACCACGGCCAAGUGGAAUGCGACGCGAAUCGACUGCAAGGCUGCGUUUUGGACCAUGUGAAGAUAAAGCACGCACUACCGUUCAUCAUUUGCUUUGAACGGCAUUUUGGAGCGAAAUUGGAUGUG